Dioscorea cayenensis subsp. rotundata (Guinea yam) is the source of this 1794-nucleotide messenger RNA. Its product is annotated as chaperone protein DnaJ. Gene Ontology annotation, molecular function: ATP binding; heat shock protein binding. Gene Ontology annotation, biological process: response to heat; protein refolding. The transcript has 11 exons. The record is from RefSeq and is a predicted model, not a curated record. Gene Ontology annotation, cellular component: cytoplasm. The coding region runs from base 77 to 1588 and encodes 503 amino acids. Lineage: Eukaryota; Viridiplantae; Streptophyta; Magnoliopsida; Dioscoreales; Dioscoreaceae.
GCAAAAAGCCCGGUCGGACGCGCAGCUUCCAGUGUGGAGCAUCCUCGUCCUCUUGCUGGUUCUUGAACCCAUAGCAAUGGCGCUUUCUCUCUCCUCUCUCCCCAUCGUCCCCUCCAAACCCUUCCUCGGAUCCACCUCGGACUUCUCCCACUAUCUCCCCUCUCGCUCAUCCUCCCUUCUCUACAGCCCUUUCAACAAUAAUCCUUCUUCUUCUUCUCUCUACCUUCGCUUCCCUAAGAGGAAGAAGGCCAGGAGGAGGAAUCGGGGGACUCUGAUCGACGGAAACGCUGGUUGGUUCAGGAGCAUCAUCGUAUCGGCGUCGGCGGACUACUACUCCACGCUUGGGGUUCCGAGGUCUGCUAGCAAUAAGGAGAUCAAGACUGCUUACCGGAAGCUAGCUCGUCAGUAUCACCCUGACGUCAAUAAACAACCUGGAGCAACUGAAAAAUUCAAGGAGAUCAGUGCUGCGUAUGAGGUGCUGUCAGAUGAUAAAAAGAGGGCAUUAUAUGAUCAAUAUGGGGAAGCGGGAGUUGCUAGUGCAGUGGGGGGCUCUGGUGGAGCGUAUGCGACAAAUCCUUUUGACCUAUUUGAGACUUUCUUUGGGGCAAGUAUGGGUAAUUUCUCUGGCAUGGACCAAGGGACAUUUAGAACACGCAGGCGCAAUGCUGUUAUCAAGGGUGAAGAUAUACGAUAUGACAUGAUUUUGGGUUUCUCGGAGGCUAUCUUUGGAGCAGAAAAAGAAAUUGUGCUUUCUCAUUUGGAAACAUGUGAGGUCUGUUCUGGUACUGGAUCAAAGACAGGAGCUAAGAUGAAAAUAUGCUCAACCUGUGGUGGUCGAGGUCAAGUUAUGCGAACUGAGCAAACAGCUUUUGGUCUGUUUUCCCAGGUUUCCAUCUGUCCUACAUGUGGGGGUGAAGGUGAAAUAAUUUCAGAGUAUUGCCGGAAAUGUGCUGGGGAAGGACGUAUACGUGUCAAGAAAGAUAUUAAAGUAAAAAUUCCCCCUGGCGUUAGCAAAGGUAGUACGCUUCGUGUUCGGGGUGAAGGUGAUGCUGGACCUAGAGGGGGUCCUCCUGGAGAUCUUUUUGUAUGCCUUGAUGUUGAAGAGAUACCAGACAUCCAAAGAGAUGGAAUCAACUUGAUUUCAACCAUUUCAAUAAGCUAUCUUGAUGCUAUCUUAGGGUCUGUUGUUAAGGUGAAAACAGUUGAUGGGAUUGCUGAACUACAAAUUCCUUCUGGUACUCAGCCUGGUGAUGUGCUUGUUCUUGCGAAACGAGGUGUUCCAAAAUUGAACAAACCUUCUAUACGUGGUGAUCAUUUGUUUAAUAUCAAGGUCACUAUUCCAAAUCGUAUCAGUGGAAGAGAAAGGGAGUUACUUGAAGAACUUGCAUCUUUGAGUGGCGCAUCUAUCAGUCGAACAAGUAGUGGCCGCGUUGUCAAGCCUCCAGUUGAAAAGACCGAAAGUUUGGAAGAUGUUGAAUCAAAAGAUUCACAGCAAUCUGCUAAGCAGAAUGACCUUUUACAGAAGCUAAAAGACUUUGCUGGAUCACUUGCUAAUGGAGCAUUAAACUGGCUAAAGGACAAUCUUUAGGCUUUAGUUAAGGUCUUACUGGUAGAUUCUACUGCAUUUUUUGUCCAUGAUACAAGAGGGAGCACAAUUUACCGAUUGUUUUUCGAUACCCUUCCUUUGUUCUUUCUUUAUAAUGUCGGCCGGAACUAUAUAAGCAUUACAUUCUUCUUGCUCAUCAUUGCAUAUUCAAAAUUUAUAUAAAAUGUCAGAUGUUGUACUUUCUUUUA